CAUUGAGAAGUCUGCGGCGCUGGCGGCUGCCGGGCACGGGUUGUGGGCUGCGCGCUGCCCGGCCGGGAAGGGGCUGCCUGCUGCCUCCUGCCUCCUGCAUGGAAAGCUCAGGAAGAUGGAUGGGUCCCUGCUAGCCUGGCUGCUUCUCCUGGGGCUCGCAGCUGCAACUGAGGGAUUGGAAGUCAGGAUGCCUGAUAAGAAGAAGGUCGCCAUGCUGUUUCAGCCUGCCCUGCUUCGCUGCCACUUCUCUACAUCCUCCAGCCAGCCAGCUGUGGUCCAAUGGAGGUUUAAAUCCUACUGCCAGGAUCGUAUGGGGGAAGCCCUGGGUAUGGCCACCUCGGGUUUACAGGCUGUAAGCAAGAGGAACCUGGAGUGGGAUCCCUAUCUGGACUGCGUGGACAGCAGGAGGACGGUCCGUGUCGUGGCCUCCAAGCAAGGGUCUGCGGUCACUAUAGGGGACUUCUAUAAAGGAAGAGAUGUCACCAUAGUCCACGAUGCAGAUUUGCAGAUUGGGAAGCUGAUGUGGGGAGACAGUGGACUCUUGCUAGUACUGGGCAGGACAGGGCUGCUUGCUGAUCUCUUGCCCAGUUUUGCUGUGGAGAUUAUGCCAGAGUGGGUGUUUGUUGGCCUGAUAAUCAUGGGGGCUUUCCUGUUCUUCCUCCUGAUUGGGAUUUGCUGGUGCCAGUGCUGUCCCCAUAGCUGUUGCUGCUAUGUUCGUUGCCCCUGCUGUCCGGAUUCCUGCUGCUGUCCACGGGCAUUGUAUGAAGCAGGCAAGGCUGCUAAGGCUGGAUACCCAUCUGCUGUCACUUCCAUCCCAGGUCCUUACUACAUCCCUACCGUGCCAGUAGCUGGCAUCCCAUCCCCUGCUGUGCUGAUGGAGAAGUCGCAUCCCCCUCCCCUAGCCCCAAAUGACUCCAGUGGAGGAAGCCAAAAUGUCCGCAAGGGAUACAGGAUCCAGACCGACAAGGAGAGGGACUCCAUGAAGGUGCUGUACUACGUUGAGAAAGAACUGGCUCAGUUUGACCCAGCUAGGAGGAUGCGAGAGCGAUAUAACAACACCAUCUCUGAGCUCAGUUCCCUGCAUGAGGAGGACUUGAACUUCUGUCAGCCUUACCGCCAGGUGCGAAGGAAGCCGCUCCCUCCGGCCGGGGAUCUGGAUGGUGAUGCAGAGUACUGGGCAGGGGUGAUCGGUGGGGGUGGCACCUCGAGGUCACAGGCUGUCUCCGAUUACAGGGAGGAGAGGGACAGCUUCCGGCACAGCCAGCAGAAAUCGAAAUCGGAAAUGCUGUCGAGGAAGAGUUUCUCUGUGGGAGUACCAGCUGUCUCCAUGGAUGAGCUCGCAGCCUUCGCAGAAUCCUACAGCCAGCGCACCCGGCGGACAGAUGGCCAGGAGUCCCGGCGCUUUGAGAGGUCGGAGUCCCGAGGGGGGCGAGGUGGAGCAGUGCAGCACCAGGACACUACCUCAGAGGAGUACUACAGCAAGCGUAGGGGGAACCGAGAGCCAUUGACAGACUCGGAUCGAGGCUGGUCUUACAGCCCACCCAGGAGACGGGCUCAUGAGGAGAAGCACCUACCUAGGCUGGUGAGCCGGACGCCUGGAGGGAGCCAGAAGUAUGACCACUCCUACCUCAGCAGCGUCCUGGAGAGGAAGUCACGGAGCUAUGAUGAGAGUGGUGAACACAGCGAGACUCCCUCAAAGCUGAGCUCGCAGCCCAGCCAGAGGGGGGGAACAUACUAUGCCUGGUCACCACCAUCCACCUACAAAGCAGGGCAGCAGCAACAGCCACCACAGCAGGAAGAAGGAGAGGACACCCUACCCCCAUACAGUGAGAGGGAGCUGAGCCGGGGCCCUUCAUACAGGAGCAGGGACCAGGCCUACCUCAACGCCUCAGACAAGAAGAGGAAAAAGGAGCCCAAGAAAACAAACGAUUUUCCGACCAGGAUGUCCCUUGUGGUUUGAUGCUGCCGUGGAAGAGUUGUGUUGAUGGACUGGAUACCAUGAGCUGGCCGCAGGGACGAGAUACACAGCCAUGAGCCACAAGGAACCUUUGCAGCCACCAGCUGUGGACACUGUUUCAGUUGUGUGUUUCAUCAGGGUAGUAGAAGCCUUCUUUAGAGAUGGACUCCGACCAGCAGCACUCACCCCACUGACAACCAACAGCACUCACCCCACUGACUCUGGAGGAGUCUGCCAGGAAAAUAAAUAAGGACAGGGCUCUGUUUGGCAUUCUCGUCCCCAGAGUCCUCUCUGUCCCACACUGGAAGGCAGCUGUGUCCAUACUUCUUAUCCCAAAAGAGCUGAACUGCAAGCAGGGUUUUCUUUGGGUCUCUUACCCAGAAUGCCCUAUCCCAUGUUAAGAGCAGGUUGUCACUCUCCCUCACUGUUUCCUCUGUCCUGUGUUUAGAGGGAACUUCUCUCUGUACCUCUCACACUCAGAGCCUUUGCUGUGUCAUGCCAAGAGCUGGGGACUACCUCCCCUUCCCCCAAGCUGACAGAGGGUGUCAUUCUAACAGCUGCAGGUGACCUAAAGAUGACAAGGUCCCUGUUCCCUGAAAAUUGUGAAAGGGAAUAUGCACCUCUUGGGAACUCUCUAGGAAAAUACUGAUUUUUAAUGAUGUGUGUGUGAACCAUGGUAAGGGCUGAGCAGGGAGAGAAACAAAUGUGGUUGAUUUGUUUGAUAUUUUUCUUCCUAUUCAUUCAGUGAUAGGAGCUGCAAGUAAAAUCAGUGUACUGUUUUGAAAGUGGAUCCAAGUAGAUUUUAUUGUAAUGAGAGCAUCACUUGGUGCCCCACCCCCAUCGCUGUUUGUUGCAAUGAGUUUGUGUUUCCUUGCAGCUGAGCUAUGACCAUAUAAAGCUUCAGCUGGUUAUCUGCUUGAUUGUAUCCUAACCAGAGCUCCAUCUCUGUCAGUGGUCUGCUUGCAGUUUCAUCAUGUCUCCCUGGGUUAGGGGUCUUUUGUUUGAAAGAAGGAAGAAAGAGAAAAUUAUGCUAAGAAAUAGAAGCCAUGGGUCUUACUUCUAUAAGAUCAGCAUUAUUCCCUCCUGGUCAGGUGCCAGGAUAUUCAGUAGAGCAACAAUGAAACAAUCCUGAACAAAAGAAUAUUUGGAUGAAACAUGUGCUUUAAACCUCAGCCUCUUUCCAGUUACUAUCAUUUCAUCCAUUUCAGUCUUAACAUGAUUUUUGUGGCUAAUGUCUGAGGAACAGCUGAAUUUAGAAGCGAGCACUUCAUGCCAUCUGGAAGCAUGACAUUCCUGCUUUCAAGGACUACAAUGCAGUCAUUACUCACCAAAAUCAUAAUGGAAUUCUUGUGGAGGGAGAAAGUAAGAUGGAGAUCAGGAUAUGAUUUUAAGGUCCAGUAUCUUGCCAUGUGCUGCGGUAGAAAUGAAUGGCACCUCACAUCAGUAGGAUGGGGAGCCUGUGAUGCACAGCCUUCUUUCUACCUCAGAAGCUAUUGGCCUUAAAUCUGUUGCUAAACCCUCAUUAACAGUCCCUAUUUUGGGCACUGGUGAAGGACUGGACCUCAGACAGACUGAUUGUCAGUGUCUGUCUGUUAACGUAGUCACAGUUCCUUGCGACUUACAUACUUACUUUUGGAUUUGCACUUUUCUUGCUAUAUACUUAAUCGCCUCCCCUGCCCCAUUACUGCCCCAUGCUUCACUGAGAACAAUGGAGGUCAGUCUCUGGGGAUCUGAUGUUGCUGCUACUUUUUGCCAUAGCUGGAAAUGGGGGCUGUGGACCAUGUGCCAGGGAACAGAUCUGUUCUCCUUCCUCCCAGGUCCUUGUAUUGAUAGUAUUUUUGUAAAUCCCAGUUUGAGGUCUGCCCUGGAAAGAAAGAGAUCACUGUGCAAGCACACACUGUCCAGCUGGAUUUGUUCUGUGUUCUUGUUAGAGAGAAUAAAUGUAAAAAAAGUAUUUCCUCCUCUGCUCCUCUUUAGUAUAUAUUCCCAGAAAAAAACCCCCAACAGCAUUUGAUCUUCCCACACUCAUGCAUAUUAAAUAAGGGCUAGAAGGUCAAAGUUGCUCAUCUCACUGUGUCCUUUCUGACAGUCCCAGAGGUCAUUAUGGGUGGUAACCUGAAAGUGCUUUAGCAGCCAGUACCAUGUCAGGAGGGAGGAGAGACAGGGUUUUAAAAUCCUGUGGACACCUGUAUUUGCAAAAGCACUCUAGAGAUUGGAAUGCAGUUUUACCUUCCCCUGACAUCAAAUCUCUGGUUUAUUUAAUCCAAACCUCUGAGUGUAAUCUUGUGCAUUAAAACCAACAUACUUUUGACUGUUUAAAUGGA
Molecule: messenger RNA, 4281 nt
Organism: Gavialis gangeticus (Gharial)
Lineage: Eukaryota; Metazoa; Chordata; Crocodylia; Gavialidae
Gene: ILDR2
Product: immunoglobulin like domain containing receptor 2
Exons: 11
Coding region: 116-1960 (614 amino acids)
Biological process (GO): pancreas development
Cellular component (GO): membrane
Source: RefSeq, a predicted model, not a curated record